AUGAGCAGCAGACCCGAGCUGCCAUUGCCAGCUAUGUCCUGCUCUCCCUACCACACCUCCUGCCUGAAGAAGCUCAUCAAGAAGCUGUGGGCUGACAGAGCCCUUCAGUAGGAGGUUCAGAGUUUUCAGGAGGCAGUGAAGAGCUUUUAGGAGAAGAUCAAGGGCUUUUAGGAAAAAACCCAGAGAUCUCAAGAUGGCCAUCCAAGCCUUCUGGAAGAGGGAAAGCCCACCUGGGCGGAGGAAGGUGCCUUUUGACAGGAAGAAAAGGCUAUUCAGGAGGAAGCCCAAGUCUUCUGGGGUGUAUCGUGACUUCUGAAGGACUAUAAUGCUUUCUGAAAGAAGGAUAAGGAUUUCUGGAAAGAAGAUCAGCUCCUCUGGGGCAAAGACAGGGUCCUUUUGAACAAGGACAGAGUCCUAUGGGAAGAAGGAGAAGUUCUGUGGGCAAACAAAACAGCUCUCCUGGAAAAGGGGAGAGCUCUCUGGGAAGAUGAGGCCCUUCAGGAAGAUGAAAAAAACCUCAAGGAGUAUGAAAUGUUGAUUUGGAAGAAGGCCUUUGGUCCUGAGGGAGAGGAUAUCUUCAGAGAUGCCACUGUCCACAUGGGAAAAGCAUAA
Messenger RNA from Falco peregrinus (peregrine falcon), 612 nucleotides. RefSeq names its product coiled-coil domain containing 70 (gene CCDC70). NCBI's taxonomy places the organism in Eukaryota, Metazoa, Chordata, Aves, Falconiformes, Falconidae. The record is from RefSeq and is a predicted model, not a curated record.